AUGUCAGGAAACGCAGACGAGCAGAAGCAAGAGGACCAGCCCGUGCCUUACGAGGAGGGCAAGGAGAACUCACACCAGGACAACGACUCCAAGGACGAGCGCAGCAUAGCCAACCGCCUCGCAGCCGCCAAGGACCAGAACGACCCGGAGGACGGCAGCGGCAAGAAGAAAACGGAGGAGCAGAUCGCCGGCGCGCACGACCCCACCCUGCCUGCCAAGAUGCACGGCAACGAGCCCUCGCGCGGCGCGAAAAUUGACAAGGCCAUCGAGGACGAGGAGGCUGAGAUCUUGAAGCGCAUGGAGGAGAGCAAGGCGGCCAAGAAGAAGCACUGA
Molecule: messenger RNA, 333 nt
Organism: Diaporthe citri
Lineage: Eukaryota; Fungi; Ascomycota; Sordariomycetes; Diaporthales; Diaporthaceae
Exons: 2
Coding region: 1-333 (110 amino acids)
Source: RefSeq, a predicted model, not a curated record